UUCGCAACGUUUGGCAAGACCGAGAACCGAGUGCUCCCUUUUUUAAGGCUUUCAAACCACACAGUGUCGCCUUCACCAACGUUUUGGAACACCAAAGACAACCGGAAACCGAAAGUCCCCAAGAUGCAUCUUCUGCAACAUAAAGCCGUCUACUUUACGCUGAUGCUCGUGGUGCUGAGUAUGUGCAUGGACCAAACGGAAGCCCGGCGCAAGAUUCUUCGAGGACGCCGUACCAUUAACCGAACAUUCAAGCGCGGACCAGCAAUACCGGCGUGGGCCAUCAUCGUGAUCGUGGCGAUAGUGAACCUGGUCAUCGGCGGCAUAGCGUACCUCAUCUUCCGGAAGGUGGUCCUUGAUCAACCGAUCGAAAAUGUAACCUCGUACACGCCGGCCAUGCAGGACGAGUAUACCUCGUGAGAACCCUAGCCGUAGUACCAUAGCCACACAGAUCACAUUCUCCAUUUCUUCAAGCUCCCUGCUUUAAGCUCCCAUGAACAAGAAGCAAGUUUUUGCGGUAAAACACACAGUUGCAGAUAAUGAAUGCUUCCCGAUUAGCCUGUAAGCAAACCAAAACGAUGGAAGUCAAUAAACAAGGUUACGUGUAAUUUG
Molecule: messenger RNA, 609 nt
Organism: Anopheles bellator
Lineage: Eukaryota; Metazoa; Arthropoda; Insecta; Diptera; Culicidae
Gene: hoka
Exons: 3
Coding region: 124-417 (97 amino acids)
Source: RefSeq, a predicted model, not a curated record